Dalotia coriaria is the source of this 1339-nucleotide messenger RNA. It is a transcript of the gene Non3, whose product is annotated as Ribosome production factor 2-like protein Non3. Gene Ontology annotation, cellular component: nucleolus. Bases 134 to 1105 code for a protein of 323 amino acids. Gene Ontology annotation, molecular function: rRNA binding. The transcript has 3 exons. Lineage: Eukaryota; Metazoa; Arthropoda; Insecta; Coleoptera; Staphylinidae. The record is from RefSeq and is a predicted model, not a curated record. Gene Ontology annotation, biological process: maturation of LSU-rRNA from tricistronic rRNA transcript (SSU-rRNA, 5.8S rRNA, LSU-rRNA); ribosomal large subunit assembly.
CUGUAGCGCCCCACUGCGUCCAAAACACAAACGACGUAAACAAACGUAAGGUUAGAGUUGGCUGUAUUGUCGCACGUGUGAGUCAGUGUAACGCCGAAAAUAAUUGCUGUUAUUUCAUAAAAAAACAACAAUAAUGGCUGUAUUACAACGUGUGGUCAAACCGACCACUCGCAAAGGUAAAAAGAUACUCAUCAGCAAGGAGCCGCAAAUCAUCGAGGGAGUCAAGCGCACACUAUUUUUCACUGGUAGAAAAGCAUCGGAUACGAUUCGCGGGGUGAUGAAAGACCUCUAUGAUCUUAAAAAACCAGAUGCUUUCAAAAUGCAGCGCAAGAAUGAUGUUACAGUGUUUGAGAAUCCCACACCAGUUGAACAAUUUUGCAGAAAACACGAGACACCACUGUUCCUAAUGGGUUCAAACACAAAGAAACGCCCGGAUAAUAUUGUCCUUGGUAGAAUGUUUGAUUAUGCUCUACUGGAUAUGAUUGAGUUAGGGGUUGAUAAUUUUGAUGCAAUGAAGGCUUUCUGUGGCAGGAAAAUCACAGUUGGUUGUAAGCCUCUAUUGUUGUUCAAUGGGCCACACUGGGAGCAGAGUGAUGAUCUAAAACAGCUGAAAUCCAUGUUCAUUGACUUCUUUCAUAGGGAAAAUGUAGAUAAUGUUAGAUUGCAAGGUUUGGAGCAUGCACUCAGCUUUACAGUGUCAGAGGAGGGUAAAAUUAUGUUCAGGUCAUACAAAAUUUUGUUGAAGAAGUCUGGGAGUAGAACGCCCCGCAUAGAAUUGGAAGAAAUAGGUCCAAGAAUAGAUUUUACUCUCAGACGUACGAAACUGCCCAGCGACGACCUAAUGAAAUUAGCCUGCCGUCAACCUAAAUCCCUCAAAGUCACCAAGAAGAAGAAUAUUUCCAAGGAUGGUUUAGGCACAACGCACGGCCGCGUCCAUCUUGGAAAGCAGGACAUCAAUAAACUGCAAACACGCAAGAUGAAAGGUCUUAAAAAGUCCGUCAAGGAACAGAAAGCGCUUCGCAACGCUGGUAAAGCGCUCAGUAAUGGCAUUCCUUCACCACUUGUCAAACAAAUAAAACCACGUCAGAAGAAAGUGGUAUCAUAACGUGAACGAAAACCACGAGUACUGUACAUUUACACUAAAUCAUAGGGUAAAAUCGUAUUUUAAUUUAAAGGUUAAAUUAAAGUAGGCUACAAUUAAGAAGUUGCGCAAUAUAUGGAACGUUAUUAAUUCGCAUAAUUGUAAAUACGCGACUUGCGCUGAGAGUCCAGACGAUUUUUCUAUCUUAAGUACGUUGAAUACUUAUUUAUAAGCUAAAUAAAUGAAAUUGAACACAAA